Erpetoichthys calabaricus (reedfish) is the source of this 2571-nucleotide messenger RNA. It is a transcript of the gene dcaf13, whose product is annotated as ddb1 and cul4 associated factor 13. NCBI's taxonomy places the organism in Eukaryota, Metazoa, Chordata, Cladistia, Polypteriformes, Polypteridae. Gene Ontology annotation, cellular component: nucleolus; small-subunit processome. Gene Ontology annotation, biological process: maturation of SSU-rRNA from tricistronic rRNA transcript (SSU-rRNA, 5.8S rRNA, LSU-rRNA). Gene Ontology annotation, molecular function: protein binding. The record is from RefSeq and is a predicted model, not a curated record. Bases 112 to 1449 code for a protein of 445 amino acids. The transcript is spliced from 11 exons.
UGACCCGACGUUAACCUUUAAGAAAACUUCCCACGUGUAUAAUGGAGAAACGCUUAGGUUUUGGAAAGUAAAAUUGCUGUUAUUUCUAGGUGUGUGUUCAUAUUUAAUACAAUGAAAGUAAAGGUUUUAAGUAGAAAUCCUGAUGAUUAUAUACGAGAAACAACAAAAGAUAUACACAGAGUUCCACGAAAUUAUGAUCCCUCACUCCAUCCUUUUGAGGUACCUCGAGAGUACACCAGAGCUUUAAAUGCUACCAAGCUUGAGCGUGUGUUUGCCAAGCCCUUUGUGGCAUCUCUUGAUGGGCACAGGGAUGGAAUCAACUGUAUGGCCAAGCAUACUAGAAGUCUGUCAACAUUGCUUUCGGGAGCAUGUGAUGGAGAGGUGAAAAUAUGGCAUCUGCCUACUCGGAAAUGUACACGUACUUUAAAAGCACAUGAAGGUUUUGUACGGGAUAUUUGUGUUCGAUAUUGUGGAACUUCAUUUUUUACGGUUGGAGAUGAUAAAAUAAUUAAACACUGGAGCAUGGAAGGACAACUAAAUGGAGCUCAAGAGGAACCCUUAAAUUCAAUAUUGGGAAAGACUGUUUAUACAGGUAUUGAUCACCAUUGGUCUGAUGGUAUAUUUGCAACCUGCAGUCAGCAGGUGGACAUCUGGGAUGAACAUCGAAGCAGCCCAAUUCGUUCAUUUAGUUGGGGAGCAGACAGCAUUACCAGUGUCAAGUUUAAUCCUUCGGAGACUCAUGUUCUUGCAAGCUGUGCCUCUGAUAGAAGUAUCAUUAUAUAUGACAUGCGUCAAGCAACACCAUUGAAAAAGGUUAUCAUGGAUAUGCGGACCAAUGCAUUGUGCUGGAAUCCAAUGGAGGCUUUUAUCUUCACAAGUGCAAACGAAGACUACAACUUGUACACAUUUGAUAUGCGUUAUCUGGAUGCACCUGUCAAGGUGCACAUGGAUCAUGUGUCAGCUGUGCUUGAUGUAGAUUAUUCUCCAACGGGGAAAGAGUUUGUCUCUGCCAGCUUUGAUAAGUCCAUCAGAAUUUUUCCUGCAGACAGUGGACGCAGCAGGGAAGUAUAUCAUACAAAACGCAUGCAGCAUGUUAUUUGUGUCAAAUGGUCCAUGGACAACAAGUAUAUUUUGAGUGGCUCUGAUGAAAUGAACAUUCGUUUGUGGAAGGCAAAUGCUUCUGAAAAACUGGGUGUGCUGACUCCUAGAGAAAAGGCUGCAUUCAACUAUAAUCAGAAGCUGAAAGAAAAAUUCCAGCAUCAUCCUCAGAUUAGACGUAUUACCCGUCAUCGCCACCUGCCUAAACCUAUUUUCAGUCAGAUUAAGGAGGCCCGCAUCAUGAAGGAAGCUCGUCGCAGAAAGGAACUGAAUCGUCGAAAACACAGCAAGCCCGGAUCUGUUCCAGUUCUGUCUGAGAAGAAAAAGCAUAUUGUGGCUGUUGUAAAUUAAUGUUAUAUAUGAGAAGUUGAUUGCAUUUGACUUUGAUCUACAUCUUAGCAAAUAUGUUAACUUUUUAUGAAAAUAGUAGACAACAUAUAAGGAAUGCAACAGGCAUUCGUAAUAUUUUGCUAAAAUAGACUUAUAAAUUGUUUGUAAAAUGCUAUAUAACUCUUUGCCUACUAAAAUAUGUUAAAGUUCUUCUAAAAAGAUACUUAUUUUAAAAUUAUUUGCCAUUCCUGGUACAGUUAUAAUGGGUGGAUUAAAGAGGCAUGCUCAUUUAGUUAUGCCUAUACCAUGUUAAACAGUUAGUGUAUUGUGCAAUAAUUCUUUAUUCGUAUAUGCCUCUUUUAUCAAGUAUUUGUUACAAUAUGUGUUAAACUUGUAAGCAUCACAUGCCCAUAAUAAACCUACAGAUUUCUAGAUCGCUUUUUAACACAAUUCCUCUUUCUGGUAAACUGCCCCUUUUAUCUCCCAUUUAAACUCUCAAAUAAUAAACUAAUGCCUGUUCAGUAAUUUGUACAAUUUUUUACAUGUUUAUUAUGAAAAAAAAAAAACUUGAUCUGUAUAUCAUAAUGCUGUUUAGUAGUAUACAAAAAGAAGCAAGGCAUGGGAAAUGAAUCAGCACUGUAAUUAUAGAGUUUAAGAGCUGAAGUGAUAGAAGCUGAGCAGGGUAAACAGGAAAGGAUUACGUGGUUAUUUCCAUAAGAAAAACAUAGCAAUUCUAAUUUCAUCUUUUAUUUUGACACUUGACAGUUUUGGUUGCAGUAUAAAGUACAGCCCUUUUUACCUAAAUUGCAGCAAGUUCCUUAAAUAUACAGUACAUAGUUAUGAGAAUCAAAAAUGUAAACUUAAAUUGUUUGAAGUUAGUAAAUUAACUGUACUUAUUAUUUAUAAGUACAGUUAAGUACAGAUAUUCUUCGGCAGGUUCUAAUCUACCUACAUAUCUUCAAUGGUGUUCAAGUUCAGAGACUUGUGUUUUUUGAGGUACUUUAUAGUAGCCUUUUUUUUGUUUAUUAAUUAUCAGUAAGCCAGCCACCCAGGAGGAUGCCAUAAUAAUGUGGUAUUAGAAAAAUGUUUACUUAGUUAAUUAUCAGUUUUACAUUUGGCAAUACUGGAUAUAAAUCAAAUGAU